Messenger RNA from Talaromyces rugulosus, 1851 nucleotides. RefSeq lists its product as uncharacterized. Bases 1 to 1851 code for a protein of 616 amino acids. The transcript is spliced from 6 exons. The record is from RefSeq and is a predicted model, not a curated record. Lineage: Eukaryota; Fungi; Ascomycota; Eurotiomycetes; Eurotiales; Trichocomaceae. Gene Ontology annotation, biological process: regulation of DNA-templated transcription. Gene Ontology annotation, molecular function: transcription cis-regulatory region binding; zinc ion binding; DNA-binding transcription factor activity, RNA polymerase II-specific. Gene Ontology annotation, cellular component: nucleus.
AUGAAUCCACAAACCCGAACUCGCAAUUCGAAACGAAACUCUACAGCGUGUGAGCAUUGUCGGGUGGCCAAAGUCAGAUGCCAAGCCAGUGAGCAGCCUGGGGUGUGUGAAAGAUGUCUCGCCUUGAAAAGAGAGUGCAUUUCUCGUACUAGGCCACGGCCUCGCCGAUGGGAACGCACAUGGGGAACGGGAGACACUGGACCCUCGCCGCAGUCACCCGGCCAUCGUGGCACCUUUAGCAUAAACUACACCGUGCAAGUCCAGGCGCAUCUCAAUAAUAGCUUCGAUACUCUGCGGGAGAUGCAUGAUCAGGCUCUUGAUGCCGUACUCAGUGAGGAAGAUCAUAUCAAUAAGUCGCAAAGGGCAAGCCCAUCAGCCAACCUCCCAAGCCCCUCAAGUUCGUCAAAUCAAUCUCAUCCAAUUUCCGACAUCGGGCGUCAACCUUUAUUCGAUAUAGCAUCCGCAGAAUCUCUCCUGGAUACCUUCAAGUCCAUGGUUAACUACCUACCGUUCAUCGUCUUUCCCGACGACUCUCCUAUCUCCUAUUUUGCUACCACAAAACCUUUCACUCUUCUGUCUAUCUUGACCGUGGCUUCGGGAUCGAAGAUGGUGCAUAAACACGCAUUAUAUGAUGACGAGUUUCGAAAAGCUCUAGGUCUGAAGUAUGUGUCUGGUGGGGAGAAGAGUCUCGAGCUACUUCAGGGCCUAUUAAUCUACUGCGCAUGGUAUCCUUUUCACUUGCGGCCCAAAAACGGGCAGCUAGUUCGCUUUUUGCGAAUCGCCGCUGAUCUUAUUCACGACCUUCAUUUGGAUGAAGACUUCCUCGCGAUGCCCAAUCCGUUGAGUCGGGAAGUGACAGACGAUGAACUUGAGAAGAUCCGAACAUAUCUCGCCUAUAUGUAUCUUGUUUCUACGUAUAUUGUUGUAUGGAGAGGGGAGAGAGAUUUACCUACCAACUGCCCCCCUUGGGCUAGGAACGCCAUCGACAUUCUCCAACACAACGCCCAGGUCGACGGCGACAACACGCUGGUGGCCCUAGUCCGCCUGUCUAGUGUUUUUUUCGAUGCAUCCAAGGCUAUCAAUGAGAGAGAUGUGCUAACAGUGCAAAAUAGUCAACUGAUUUUAAUUGGUCUUGAACAACAAUAUCAGGAAUUGCAGCAUAGCAUCAACCACUUGAUUAUGGGAAUGGGAGUGACACGAAUGCAGGCGAUGUUUGUCGAUGUAUUCCUUGACUGCGGUAGCUUACUCGUCUUCCCCGUAGCGGAGAGUUACUUGUCUGCUAAAACAAGUUCCUUUCCUCCACCGUUAUCCAAGAUCUGCAGUGCUACGAAAAAGAUAAGAGCUUUGCUGGAUUAUGUGGGCGAACUAGAAGAUUCGACGCUCCUUUCGUUUACAAUAAACGACUGGACUCGGCUCAUUAUGGUUCUUACACUGUCGUUCCGCUUAUCUUUCCCGCUUUCGCUAUAUCCUGAUUUUGAUUCGGCGCGUGCCCGCUCCGAACUUCAACUGGAUCAAUUCCUAUCUAAAAUGUCGCAUGGUGCAGACGACACAGCUUCAAACGAUCUUCUGUCGGCUAGUCGCGCGUUGCUGGGCCUUGCUAAGUUGAAAUACGACCGUCGGUUGGGCUCACUUGGAGGACCACCAUCCGUCACCCCACGAAGCAGGGUUUUCGGGUGCCCUGUGAUGGACGGAAGCUUGAGAACAUCCGUGGGACAAUGGGACCAAAACUUCACGAAUUUAUCAGACGCUAGUGAGCCGAAGGCUCUUCCUCUAUUUCACGAUGUAUGGGCAACGAUGACUAUAGGAUGGGGAAACGCCAGUGACAUACCAUGGGAGUGGCCUCAGUUCUGA